Molecule: messenger RNA, 659 nt
Organism: Acanthocheilonema viteae
Lineage: Eukaryota; Metazoa; Nematoda; Chromadorea; Rhabditida; Onchocercidae
Source: the annotation of a GenBank genome assembly
AUGAUUCGGUUAAUAAGCGUAUUAGUAUUUGUCCAUGCUGCUGGUGCUAUUCCGGUUGAUAAUGGUGUAGAAGGUGAACCGGAAAUUGAAUGUGGACCAACAUCUAUUACUAUCAAUUUUAAUACUCGAAAUCCAUUUGAAGGUCAUGUAUACGUAAAAGGAUUAUAUGAUCAAGAAGGAUGCCGUAAUGAUGAAGGUGGUCGACAGGUAGCCGGAAUUGAGCUUCCAUUUGACUCCUGUAAUGUUGCUCGAACACGAUCAUUGAAUCCACGUGGUAUUUUUGUUACAACAACAGUGGUCAUUUCAUUUCAUCCAUUGUUUGUCACAAAAGUUGAUCGUGCUUAUCGAGUACAGUGCUUUUACAUGGAAGCUGAUAAAACAGUCAGCACUCAGAUUGAAGUUUCCGAGAUGACAACCGCAUUUGCAACACAAAUUGUACCGAUGCCUGUAUGUCGAUAUGAGAUCCUUGAUGGUGGACCAUCAGGACAACCAGUUCAAUUUGGUACCAUUGGGCAACCAGUAUACCAUAAAUGGACAUGUGACUCGGAAACUGUUGAUACAUUCUGUGCAGUGGUACAUUCAUGUUUCGUUGAUGAUGGUAAUGGUGAAAAAGUGGAAUUAUUAAAUGCUGAUGGAUGUGCUUUAGAUAAAUUCCUUCU